AUGGUUGUGGUGGACGUGAACAACUCGCUCUGCUUAGCCAACAAAGAAGAGGUGGAGAAGGUUUUCAAACGGUUUCGAUUGCAACGAGACGGCCAGAUCUCGGGGGUUGACCUCAGUGCGAUGCUCCGAACCCUUGGAUCGAACCCCUCUGAUGAAGAGUUGGCUCGAGUGAUGGCUAAGGCCGACACCGACGAUGUUGGCUCCAUCUCGCUCAAGGAGUUUGCCGUGAUCAACAAUGAAGCUCCCUUGGAUAGCAAUGCGAGCAUGGUGGAUUUGAGAGACACCUUUGCGAUAUACGAUCUCGACAAUAACAGUUCGAUUUCAACCAAAGAGCUUCACAUGGUGUUGAAGAAGCUUGGUGAGAAGUGUUCGUAUCAGGAUUAUUGCAAGAUGAACUCGACCGUCAAUUUGGACGGUGAUGGAAGCGUCAUCUUUGAGGAGUUCAAAAAGAUGAUGAUGUGGCCAAACCCCAACCUCCUAGAACCAGUCUCUCUCUAG
This is a messenger RNA of Amborella trichopoda, 498 nucleotides long. The record is from RefSeq and is a predicted model, not a curated record. NCBI's taxonomy places the organism in Eukaryota, Viridiplantae, Streptophyta, Magnoliopsida, Amborellales, Amborellaceae.